AUGGAAAAAUUUCGAAAACCUCUCUUGAAACCGAAAAUAGGGGAAUCAUCGCCUGGAUCUCUUUCUCGCCCAACCGAUACGCCUGAGAGUGGUGAUGAAUUCUAUGAACCAGCUCAGGAAAAUGCAUUUCUCGGGGGCGACAGAACACCGUUUUUUUCAGAAGGUAGUCGAUACUCUGCCGCCGAGGCCGCUCAUUCGUCUCCCAAUUUUCGCAGCUCCAAAUACCCAGAAUUGAUGGAACUGGAGGCAUUUUCAGCAUGGAAGCAGAGCGAGGGAGCCACUUUGCCAGCGUCGGAGAUCAAAAAGAUCAUGAUGAAGCUUCAAAAAGUCUUUGGAUUCCAGGAAGAUAGUGUGCGCAAUAUCUAUGAGUAUCUCAUGACUCAACUCGAUUCAAGGGCUCUGAGAAUGGGCCCUGCAAACGCUCUUCGUACCCUCCAUGCGGACUACAUCGGGGGAGCUAACUCCAACUACCGGAAAUGGUAUUUUUCAACUAAAAUGGAUAUGGAAGAUCCCGUGAACCGCUUUGUUGGAGGAAAGGGAAUGCGCCGGGGCGCAAACGAAGAAAACGAAUUGCUUGAUUCGGAGGAGCAUUGGAAUAAAGCAAUGGUUCGGCUCAGUGAAACUGAUUACAUCGUUGAUAUCGCGUUGUACCUCUUGAUCUGGGGCGAAGCCAACAAUCUCCGUUUUAUGCCCGAAUGUGUUUGCUUCAUUUACAAAUGCUGCAUCGAUUAUUAUAGAGGAAAUCUGCACCAAACAAGCGUCUCGAAACCAUUUUUGGACCACAUAAUCACACCCAUCUACCUCGUCUUGAGACAGCAGUCUUACUCCAUCUCAGAGGGAAAAUUGACUCACAUUGACAAGGAUCACUCGUCUAUCAUUGGCUAUGAUGAUAUGAAUCAAUUGUUCUGGCACAGAGAGGGCAUUUCGAAAAUUAAGGUGUACGGAGAACAGGGUAGCCAAUCUAUCCUUGAAAUUCAACGGCAUGAGCGCUACGAAGCCCUUGGUUUUGUUCGUUGGGGAAACGUUUUCCUGAAAACGUUUCGGGAAACCCGUUCGUGGAUGCAUGUCAUAGUGAAUUUCAGCCGUGUCUUACAUGUCCACCUAGCAGUAUUCUGGAUUUUUACCUCCUUCCAUUCUUACCCAUUGUACACGUCAAAAUAUGAUGUUCAAUUUGACAACAAACCCUCGACUCAAGUCCGACUUACCGUUAUGGCUUUGGCAGGAGCUCUUCUUGCAAUCGUCUCUCUCUUUGCAUCAUUCUUUGAAGCUCACUAUGCGCCUCGCAGAUGGCCCGGCUCAUACCCAAUUGUCUGGCGUAUUCUCUGUCUUGUUCUUUUAUUGGCCCUCAAUGUAACUCCGACCAUACUCAUUUUUGCAUUGAGACUUACUAGAGUCGGCGACAAAAUGGGUAUGUUGAUUUCAGUAAUUCAUGUGAUUCUUGGGGGAGUGACCACCCUUUAUCUUCUGUUUAGGCAACCUGUUCGAUUGUUUGGGUCGAGAAUGAAAGGACUCAGACUGGAAUUGUCAUCUCAAAAUUUCAUGAGCAGCUUCCAUCGCUUAUCAGAUACUGGUGAGCUAGUUUCUAUCUGCUUAUGGCUCUGUGUCUUCAGUCUGAAGUUUGUCGAGUCAUACUUUUUCCUUUCUUUGCCCCUAAAAAUUCCAAUCAAGCAGCUUAGUACCAUGCGAUCUCAGUGCCUUGGUGAUAGAUGGUUUGGUUCAACCGUUUGUCAGCUUCAACCGUUAAUAGUCCUCUUGCUUGUCUACUCUCUAGAGCUUGUGUUGUUCUUGCUUGAUACAUACCUUUGGUAUGUCAUCUGGAAUGCAGCAUUUUCAGUCUUCAGAGCUUUACGUAUUGGCACAUCCAUUUGGACUCCUUGGCGAAAUGUAUUUGCAAGGUUGCCAAAACGUAUGUCCUCCCGUCUUCUCGUUGCCGCACCACAUGGAAAAGCUCAGAAACUUGCAUCUGUGGCUGAAUUAUGGAAUCUGAUCAUAAUAGCGAUGUAUCGAGACCAUUUCAUAUCUAUCGAGCAGGUUAACAAGUUGGUAUACCCUCUGGAUCCCGAUGAUCAGAUACUUGAGCCAGCUUUCUUCAUUGCCCAAGAAGACAGUAACGAUAGUCUGUCUAUUUUGAUAGCAGGAUCAGAAGCUCAAAGACGUAUUGCUUUCUUUGCCCAAUCUCUUACACUCUCGUUGCCCGAUGUUCGUGAAGUUGACACAUUGCCUAGUUUUUCUGUGCUCAUUCCUCAUUACAGCGAGAAAAUCCUUUUGCUGUUGAAAGAGAUAGUGCAAGAAGGUGAUAAAUAUUCACACAUGACAUUGCUUGAGUACCUUAAACUGUUGUAUCCCCAAGAGUGGGAGAACUUCAUGCAAGAUACUGCUAAGAUGGCAAAAGAGGAAUUCGAAGAGGGCGACGAAACAAACUCUGCAUUCAUUGAUUCCUUGGUCUUAAAGGAUGAGUCUCCAAUGUAUGUAUUGAGGACUAGGGUUUGGGCACUGCUUCGAGCUCAAACCCUCUAUAGGACUGUUUUGGGAUUCAUGAAUUAUCAGCGUGCCAUUAAAAUUUUGUACAACAUUGAACAUAAUGGCAAAGAUAAUAGCACGAGCACUGAAAGUCACUUCAAAAGCCUUCAUCAGCAGGCGUGUCGAAAGGUUCGUAUUGUGGUAGCCAUGCAACGGUACAAAGACUUCUCUCCUGAAGAGCAUGAAUGUACAGAGAUACUACUUUCGACACACCCUGAGGUAAAGAUUGCAUACAUUGACCAGGAUUUUGAUAUUGAAAAGCAAGAGAUUGUUUACUACUCUUGUCUUAUCGAUGGUACUUGUGCUAAGAGAGCCGGCAGAGGCAGAUACCCAAAGUUCCGUAUAAAAUUAUCGGGAUAUCCAAUUUUAGGAGAUGGAAAAGCUGAUAAUCAAAACUUGGCAUUGAUAUUUUGUCGCGGAGAGUAUUUGCAACUCAUCGACGCCAAUCAAGACAACUAUCUUGAGGAAUGCCUCAAAAUCAGAAGCGUGUUGGCUGAGUUUGAAGAGCAGCAAAUGCAAGAUCCAUAUGAUUCGUCUUCUAAGAAACGGAUUCCUGUAGCAAUUGUCGGGACAAGAGAAUACAUCUUUUCCGAAAACACUGGGAUCCUAGGAGAUAUUGCCGCAGGAAAAGAGCAAACUUUUGGAACCCUCUUCGCACGCACGCUUGCCCAGAUAGGUGGAAAGCUUCAUUAUGGUCAUCCUGAUUUCCUCAAUUCUGUUUUUAUGACAACAAGAGGAGGCGUCUCCAAGGCACAAAAGGGUUUGCAUUUGAAUGAAGAUAUCUAUGCUGGAAUGACAGCACUUAUUCGUGGUGGCAGGAUUAAGCAUUGUGAAUACAUGCAAUGUGGAAAAGGCAGAGAUCUAGGAUUCACUUCAAUCCUGAACUUCAUUACAAAGAUUGGCGCCGGUAUGGGUGAGCAAAUCUUGUCUCGAGAGUAUUAUUUCUUAGGAACGCAAUUACGACUUGACCGUUUGCUUCUGUUCUACUAUGCUCAUCUCGGCUUCCACUUGAAUAACUACUUCAUCAUCCUUUCGAUCCAACUUUUCCUUUUGACUGGUAUCAAUGUGGCAGCGCUUACCAAAGAGUCCAUCAUAUGCGAAUAUGAUGCUUCACUGCCAAACUCUUACCCAAAAAACCCACCAAACUGCAAGGAUUUGAUUCCUUUGGUUGUAUGGUUGGAAAAAACUGUGUGGUCAAUAUUCCUCGUCUUCAUACUCUCACUUGUACCUCUUGCUGUCCACGAAGUGAGUGAAAGAGGACUUGUCAAGGCUAUUACACGUACUUCCAAACAUGUAUUGUCAUUGUCUCCCUUAUUCGAAGUCUUUGUUUGCCGAAUCUAUGCGCAAUCUUUAGGAAAUGAUAUAGCCAUUGGAGGUGCUCAGUAUAUUGCCACAGGAAGAGGAUUUGCAACCACAAGAUCUAAUUUUGUGGAUCUUUACACCAGAUUCGGUCACGAGCUGAUCACUUUUGGCGCACUUCUCAUUCUUUAUGUCAUAUACUUGUCCCUUAGCAUAUGGCUGUAUGCGUACAUAUUUUUCUGGAUCACAAUAUCUGGAUUCUUGUUUGCCCCAUUUGUCUUCAAUCCGGGACAGUUUUCCGCGACCCGCUUCUUUGUCGACUACGUAUCCUUCAUUAGAUGGCUCUAUUCCGGAAAUAGAACAAACACUCCAGAAACAUGGAUAGAGUUCACAAAAAUAGAGAGGAGCAGACUCACGGGUGUCAAGCUGAAAAUUUUGUAUGGAUCGGGCAAAGUCAAGCAUACAAACUUCGUACGUCCUUCCCGAGUUAACGUUUUACUCUCGAAAACCCUACCCAAGAUAAUAAGUGGAUUGUUUGUCGCCUUGGCAUACUUAUUUGCAAAUAGUCAAAACGAGUCUGCAUCAGGAAGGCCAUCGCAAGCAGCGACUAGAAUUGCAAUCAUUGCACUCGCACCACUCUGCUUGAAUAUGGCUCUUAUGGUUGUCGUUUUUGUUUUCAACAUCGUUUUUGGGUGGAUUCUAUCGAUUUUCAUCUCUAUAUAUCCAGCCUUCAUUGCUGCAGUUGCAAGGACUUUGUCGAUAUUGAUACACUUUGUAUCAUUGAUGUAUCUCUGGCAGUUCCAGAACUAUCACUUCGCGCAGACUAUAUUGGGAGUUGCCCUCACAUGUGUGAUCCAAGAUUUGAUUAUGGAAUUAUUGACUAUCUUAAUGCUAAGUCGAGAAGUCAUGGAUCAGCGACCCAAUCAUGCAUGGUGGUCCGGUCAAUGGAUCAAAGCUGGUCUAAGCUGGAGAACAUUGACUCAGCCAUGGAGAGAAUUCAUCUGCAAGGUCACUGAACAGACGCAAUUUGCAAUGGACUUCGUCACUGGCCACCUAGUGUUUUUUGCGCAAACACCAUUGCUUAUUAUCCCGUUUAUUAACACAUGGCACACAGUAAUGUUGAUGUGGAUUAAGCCAAAUACGCAUUUACGGCAACAACCACCUCGAGCAAAGGUAUCAAAAGGCAAUGUUGUAUUUUGUGGAUUUGUUUACAUUUCAGCCUUGAUCUGCUUUGCAUUGCUCGUUGCGCUGGUGGCGCUCAUCCCCAUUAUCAAUUGGCCCGCUUUAGAUAUUCUCAUUCCUCCAGUAUUGAAGCCGCUCAUGCAACCCAUCCAACGGGCGGGCCCAAUCAUCAAAGGGUUAAGGAAAGAGUUGUUCAUAAAGUCGAGAGCUCAAAGUGUCUAG
Messenger RNA from Australozyma saopauloensis, 5223 nucleotides. RefSeq lists its product as uncharacterized. The record is from RefSeq and is a predicted model, not a curated record. The transcript has a single exon. Gene Ontology annotation, cellular component: plasma membrane; 1,3-beta-D-glucan synthase complex. Gene Ontology annotation, molecular function: 1,3-beta-D-glucan synthase activity. NCBI's taxonomy places the organism in Eukaryota, Fungi, Ascomycota, Pichiomycetes, Serinales, Metschnikowiaceae. Gene Ontology annotation, biological process: fungal-type cell wall polysaccharide biosynthetic process; (1->3)-beta-D-glucan biosynthetic process. Bases 1 to 5223 code for a protein of 1740 amino acids.